Messenger RNA from Nerophis lumbriciformis (worm pipefish), 1989 nucleotides. Lineage: Eukaryota; Metazoa; Chordata; Actinopteri; Syngnathiformes; Syngnathidae. The record is from RefSeq and is a predicted model, not a curated record.
CUGCUUUUAUUUAUAAAGGUUAUUUUACGGCCAGAUGAGGAAGUGGUAAUAGACCAAGGUGGGACAAGCUCGGUGUUGAACAUCCACUAUGAGAAAGAAGAACUUGAAGGUCACAGGACUCUCUUCGUGGGUGUUCGGAUGCCCCGACAGAGCCAUCGACACCACAAGGCUCAUGGCUCUCGGCAUCGUAAGAAAGACAAGAGGACAGGAAGCAUUACAAUGCAACAAAGCGGCGGAAAUGAGAAGAUUCCCUGUCAUGACACGCCGUCCCAGCGGGUCCAGUUCAUUCUGGGAACUGAAGAAGAUGCUGAGCAUGUGGCCCACGAGUUGUUCACUGAGCUUGAUGAGAUCUGUGUGAAAGAUGGCAAAGAUGCUGAGUGGAAGGAAACGGCCAGGUGGCUAAAGUUUGAGGAGGAUGUGGAGGAUGGGGGUGAGAGGUGGAGCAAGCCGUACGUGGCUACGCUUUCUCUCCACAGUCUCUUUGAGUUGCGGAGUUGCAUCAUCAAUGGCAGUGUGUUGCUCGACAUGCAUGCUGACUGUAUUGAGGAGAUUGCAGACAUGGUCCUGGAUCAUCAGGAGGCUUCUCAUGAACUGGACGACAGUGUGAGGAUAAAAGUGCGGGAGGCCUUGCUAAAGCGGCACCACCACCAGAAUGAGAAGAAGAAAAACCUCAUGCCCAUCGUGCGCUCCAUUGCAGAGGGGACUCGCAAACAAUCAGAGCCUCAUCUAACAGCUGGGUCAGCCACAUCUCCGCAACCUGCACCCCCAAUAGAGCCUGCCAAGAAUGGCGCAGGACAGGAUGGGCAUCAAGUGGACCUCAGCAAAGUGGACCUUCAUUUCAUGAAGAAGAUCCCAGAGGGAGCUGAGGCCUCUAAUGUCUUGGUCGGAGAGCUGGACUUCUUGGAGAGACCCAUUGUGGCCUUUGUUCGCCUGUCCCCUGCUGUGUUGCUCACUGGCCUCACCGAGGUCCCAAUACCCACAAGAUUCCUCUUCAUUCUUUUGGGCCCUGAUGGAAAGGCUCAGCAAUACCAUGAAAUUGGACGCUCUAUGGCAACUAUUAUGACAGAUGAGAUCUUCCAUGGUGUGGCAUACAAGGCAAAGGACAAAAGUGACCUGCUAGCUGGGAUAGAUGAGUUCUUGGACCAAGUGACUGUCUUGCCCCCCGGAGAGUGGGACCCUUCUAUUCGUAUUGAGCCUCCCAAAAAUGUCCCAUCUCAGGAGAAGAGGAAGAUGCCUGGUGUCCCAAAUGGGGCAGUCUACCAAGUAGAAGAAGAGCUACAUGCGGAGCACCAUGGACCUGAGCUGCAGAGAACUGGAAGGUUGUUUGGUGGUUUGAUAAUGGACAUCAAAAGGAAGGCUCCCUUCUAUCUGAGUGACUAUAAAGACGGUCUGAGCCUGCAGUGCGUGGCCUCUUUCCUCUUCCUAUACUGUGCCUGCAUGUCUCCUGUCAUCACCUUUGGGGGGCUGCUUGGAGAGGCAACAGAGGGACGCAUUAGUGCCAUUGAGUCUUUACUCGGUGCAUCCAUGACUGGGGUAGCCUACUCACUGUUUGCUGGCCAGCCUCUCACGAUUCUGGGUAGCACAGGACCUGUCCUGGUCUUUGAGAAAAUCCUUUUCAAAUUCUGCAAGGACUACAACCUCUCCUACCUGUCACUAAGGGCCUGCAUUGGCAUGUGGACAGCAUUGUUGUGUUUGUUGCUAGUUGCCACAGACGCCAGCUCUCUGGUGUGCUACAUCACUCGCUUCACAGAAGAGGCCUUUGCCGCCCUCAUCUGUAUCAUCUUCAUCUAUGAGGCCUUGGAGAAGCUGUUCCACCUGGGAGAAAUUUACCCUUUCAAUGCACACAGUGAUCUGGACAAGCUCACACUAGCAUACUGCAGGUGUACAGAGCCAGUUAAUCCGAGCAAUAAAACUUUAGAACUGUGGAGCGAGAGAAACAUCACAGCUGCUUUUGUUCCUUGGGCCAACCUCACUGUCAAGGUAACCUAA